CUCCCUUGCCCUUUCUCUCUCCCUCCCCAUUCUGAACUGCUAACCUCUCCUCUGUCCCUCUCCAUCCUGCCUCUGGUCUGAUCUGUUGACCUGAAUCCAGUCGCCCCAGCCCUGUCCUUGCUGUCGGCUCCUUCCAGCAGAGAUGAUGCCUGGGAGGCUGCUGGGGCUGUCGUGCCUGCUGGUGGUGGGGGUGCAGGAAGGGCUGCCAAGCGAGCAGUGGUUGUCGCGGACAUGGCACGUGGAGCUGCUGGUAGUGGUGGACACGGAGCUGGCGCGAGCACUGGGCAGCGAGGUGCGGCCCUACACUCUGGCUCUGCUGGGCGCCGUUGAGCGGCUGUACCGACACCCCUCGCUUGGCAGCGACGUGCGCCUUCCUGUCGUCUGGCUUGAGGUGCUCUGGGAUGAGGAGAGGGGCCCAUUGGUGGGCUCUGAUGCCCGCCAGACCCUUUACGAGUUCUGUGGCUGGCAGCGGGACCGCCGGGCCAGGGGCAAUUGGGCAGGAACCCCGUACGAUGUGGCCCUCUUACUGACAAGGCAGAACCUCUGUCUGGAAAACAAUUGUGAAUCUCUGGGCCUUGGCCACAUUGGGACUGUGUGUGAGGUGAAUGGUGGUCAGAAUUGUGCUGUGGUCCAGGACAUAGGCCUCCAAAGUUCCUUCACCAUCGCCCAUGAAAUUGGACACCUGCUGGGAAUGGCUCAUGAUAAUUCGGAGAUUUGUGCACAAAUGGGGGAAUUGUCCCACGGGACCCAGAUGAUGUCCCCCAUGUUGUCUAGAAUUGACUUCGCAGAGCCGUGGUCUCGAUGCAGCAUUCGCUUAUCCUUGGGGUUCUUUGCAAGUGGCAGAGCUGACUGCCUCCUGAACAAGCCACCUGUCUCCCUGGCCGAGUCUGUUCCCCUGGCCGGUAUCACCUACAACCGGGACAUUCAGUGCCAGCUAACCUUUGGACCUGGGUACCAAGCACAGCCGAAACGUGAUCCCUGCCCCGUUCUCUGGUGCCUGGCUUGGCGCCAGGGGAAUUGGCAUCAUGCCAGUAAGCAUCUGCCCGCUGCAGAUGGGACACCGUGUGGUAAAGAGUCCGUCUGCCUCCGAGGGAAUUGCACCCACAACUGGAAACAGCUGACUCCAGUGGAUGGGAGCUGGGGUUCCUGGGGUCCGUGGGGAUCUUGCUCUCGCUCCUGUGGGGGUGGGGUCCAAUUCUCACGGCGCCGUUGUGACAAUCCUGUUCCUGCCAAUUUUGGCAAGUUCUGUCUUGGGAAGCGGGAGAUGUUCCAGUCGUGUAACCUGAAAGGUUGUCCAGACAAUGGCGGUAGCUUUCGUCAGGAGCAGUGUGAGGAGAGGAAUGGGCUGUCGCCAGAGGGGACACUACAGGAAUGGGAGCCCUAUUACCAUGGCAUCCGCUGGGCUGACCUCUGUAAACUCAACUGCCUGCUGAAGGGGACAGCUCGUGUCAACGUUUUCUCUAUCAAGGUGAAGGAUGGGACGCAGUGUUUCCCACACAGCAAUGCUGUGUGUGUGCGGAGCCAGUGUGUGAAGACCGGCUGUGAUGGGCUGAUUGGCUCCAGGAAGCGCUACAGUUCUUGUGGUGUGUGCGGGGGUCUUGAAGCAAACUGCAAGAGGGUGGUCCAUCACUACCAUAGCAGAGUGAUGAACUACAGUGAGGUGGGGGUGAUCCCACGGGGAGCAGCCAACCUGAAGGUGCAUCAACAGCCCAGGAAGAUCCCAUUCCGAUUGUCGACCUGCCUGGUACUGCAGCGGGAGGAUGGCAGCUUCGCGUUGAAUGGUGGGGGCUGGAUCAGUGGCUUUCCCAGCCUGGUGGAGGCAGGUGGAGUAGCACUGCAAUACUCGGGCUGGAGCUCCCGCAGGGAAGUGCUGCGGGCACUCACCCGUGCCCCCCUGUCCGAGGAGCUGAGGCUGGCGGUGUACAACCUGGGCUCAAGGAGGGCAGUCCGCAUCACCUACUCCUACUACCUACACAGGAGGAUGAUGCAGGGCGAGGAAGUGCGAGGGGUGGCAUGGGCUCCAGCAGGGAAACCCGGACCAGAACCCAACCCUAUCCUGAGACCACACCUCUCCCCUGUGUCCAGACCGCACACAAGCCCUGUCCCCAGACCAGAUGUGACCUCAGUCCCCAAACAGAACACCAUUAAAGUCCCCAGACCAGAACCCAACCCUAUCCUGAGACCACACCCCUCCCCUGUGUCCAGACCGCACACUACCCCUGUCUCCAAACCGGACACAAGCCCUGUCCCCAGACCAGACCCCACUUCUCUCCCCAAACAGAACACCAUUCCAGUCCCCAGUCCAGACCCCACUUCUCUCCCCAAACAGAACACCAUUCCAGUCCCCAGACCAGACAUCUCUUCUGACCCAAAAAUAGAACACAUCUAUGCUUCUAGCCAGCAGUCCACACUUUCCCCACAAGAACAACCCACCCCUAUUCCUACAGGGGACCUCAGCUGCUUCCCAAGCCAGGAACCCACACCAGUCCUCACACAGGACGUCAGCGCUGGCCUCACUCUGGCUCCAGUUCCGCUCCCCACAAUGGGCCCCACCUCAGGAAGCUGGCAGACGGGACCCUGGCAGUUCUGCUCUGUGUCCUGCGGUGUGGGCUGGGUGUCGAGAAGGGUGGUCUGUACAGAUGAAGCAGGGAGACAAGUGAAGGGUUGCAAUCAGGAACAGAAACCACACAGCAUGGCACUGUGUGUCAGGGGGAGCUGCCACAGGGGAAAAGGACGGGUCAGAUACAGAGUGAAACUCCCUCUACAAUGUCCCAUCACACACUCCCAGGACACGGGUCAGACACAGAGUGAAGCUCCCUCUACAGUGUCCCAUCACACACUCCCAGGUUACGAGUCAGAUAUGAAGUUACAAUGAAAUGAAAUGAAGACUCUCGGAGACCGCUCACUAUUUGUAUAUCAAAAUCUAUUGAUCAUCCUACUGAUAUUUGUCCUUCUCCUAUAUUUCCAAUAUCCAAUAAAU
Hypanus sabinus (Atlantic stingray) is the source of this 2980-nucleotide messenger RNA. RefSeq names its product A disintegrin and metalloproteinase with thrombospondin motifs 5-like. The transcript is spliced from 9 exons. The record is from RefSeq and is a predicted model, not a curated record. Bases 143 to 2875 code for a protein of 910 amino acids. Gene Ontology annotation, cellular component: extracellular matrix. Lineage: Eukaryota; Metazoa; Chordata; Chondrichthyes; Myliobatiformes; Dasyatidae. Gene Ontology annotation, biological process: extracellular matrix organization; proteolysis. Gene Ontology annotation, molecular function: metalloendopeptidase activity.